Molecule: messenger RNA, 2445 nt
Organism: Ananas comosus (pineapple)
Lineage: Eukaryota; Viridiplantae; Streptophyta; Magnoliopsida; Poales; Bromeliaceae
Product: protein ENHANCED DISEASE RESISTANCE 4-like
Exons: 3
Coding region: 177-2267 (696 amino acids)
Biological process (GO): regulation of defense response to fungus
Source: RefSeq, a predicted model, not a curated record
UGUUCCUUUGUUAUAUUUCUCUCUUCACACUGUUGUGCUGUAGCUCCCCAAGAGAAGAGAACGAGAGAGAAGAGGAGGAAGCAAAUAAAGGUAAAAGUUAAGUAUCUUCAAAUCAGGAGUUUUGUUGCCCUUUUGCUUAACCUGUGAGUGAUGUUCUUUGGGUCUUUGCGCAAACAAUGAGCAGCGUAAACCGCGGUGUUCGUUUAGUGAAAUGCCCGAGUUGUCUCAAUGUUCUCCCUGAACCAAAUAUUCCCGUCUACAAGUGCGGUGGCUGCGGAACCGUCCUUCGAGCUAAAGUCCGUAUUGCUAGCGGAGAAAACGCGGUCAGAACAUCUUUUUCAGAGAAACAAGUAAGUGCCCAACCGUCGGUCUUAGAUGAUCGUCGAGCGAAAAUAGCACUUGAAAAUCUGAGUCCUGACGACGAUCCUAAUGCUGGAAAAAAAUGGUUCGAGAGGGAGGAGUCCUUCGAGAACAGCAAAGAUGAGAUUGACGAAGGAAUUCCUGAGCUCGAGAGCUUAAGCUCUUUUGAUCAGCUUGGUCUCGAGGAAAUGCGCGUAAAUACUUGGUCGGCGAACCAAGAAAGAAACAUUGAGACUAAAGAAGAAAACCUUUUGAAUGAUAUGGCAGGGAAGUCUCUGAAACUUUAUCAGCAGGGCCACGAGAGUAUGAAGAUAAGUGAAAGAAUGGAAGAUUCUGAGGACUCCACCGACUGCGAAGCGUCCCCGGAACGCGAUUUAGUUCGUAAGGCCUUUGUCGAGGGGGACGGUGAUAUUGUAAGAGACAUUUCUGAAACGUCGCAAACAUGUAGCACGAGCGACGAUAGCUGUAACUCCUGCGAUCCUGAAGAUGAAACAGAUUUGCCCGAUAGCAGUUUCCGGCCCGAAAAUCAGCCUGACACUGACGAAAAAGCAGCAGACGAUCAUCUAGCAGAAGGUGCAGUGAAUUAUACUUCAGACGCGCAUCGUCAAACAGGCGAAUUUAAUGAAAAAGCAUCAAACGAGAAAGAUGGAUCAAACGUCGCGGGCAAGUUCGAUUUGAACUCUGACGAACAGCAGCCCUCCAACUACAAGGCUUACGCGGGGCGAGAAACCUCUUUUGACUCCAGAGAUUUCCAAUCCGCACAGAAUUGGAUGGAGCAAGAAAGUGACGGGUCAUUAAGUUCUCUUUCUAAGGAUACGUUAGGCGAUGAGAAUUUGUUGAAUCAUCAUCGUCACGGCAAUUCGGCAUCUAAAGAAGAGGCCCAUCACGGAGUUCUUCAAGAAAAGAUACUACGGAAGGUGGAUAGAUUCAGGAACGAACUUACCGAGUUGUUCGACAAAUCAAGAGAGAAAGAAGCAAGUGCGAAACGGAGUCUCGCCAAACAAAAGAGUCUCCAUCCUCACAUCGCAUAUCGUCAAAGAUUAAUUGAGAAGCCCUCUAGCUCUUGUUCGCGCUGCAACACUCAAAUAAGCUGUCGAAACGGGCAGUGUUGGCACCACUCUUGCUCUCGCAAUGCUCGUGCACAUGAGUCUAAAUUGAAGACGAUGCGUACGAUGGAGAAAAGGCAGAAACCGACGCAGCUCUUCCGACCGGUGUUAGGCGGCGCCCCUUUCGUCAUCUGCUACAACUGCUUCAAGUUACUUCAAUUGCCCGCCGAUUUUCUCGUCUCGAGAAAGAGAUUUCACAAGCUGCGGUGCGGUUCUUGCUCCGAAAUUCUUCGCUAUUCUUAUAGGCCCAAAACUCAUCCAGCAAAUCCGCAAACACUCAGCGAAGCUGAUAGUGACAAAGCAACUGCAAGUGGACACGAAACACUCAAUUCUCGCUCUAUGAGUUUCCCUCGAGGGGACCCGAUAUCUUUCACCGAGGAGUACGGUUUCUCAUUCGGCAAAAGCCACUCAACCGAGCCCGAUCCUCCGCUACAUGUGUCGAGGAACACAUCUUUUAAUUCGAGGGACGAGAGAAACGGCAAGCGGGCAUCCGGUUCACGACUUCACCGGUUGAUGGGCUACUCUUCUGCUAGUCAACUUUUGCGCCAACGUUCGUCCAGCGAGCAUUCCGAAAACACGGAAACGAAAGGAGUACAUGUUAGAAGACCUUCAGACGAAAUAUGUGCGAGGGAAGGAAGAGGGAAAGGUAUCUGCACGAAUGCGAUGAAAAUGCACGGCGAAGACGAUUCACCGAAGAGAUCGCGAGCUAGCGGAGUCGGGUUGCCUCUCCCCAGAGUAUUGAAGAAAGGUAUGAGGGAGCUCAGUAUCGGACUCGAGAACAUGAAAUUGAAGUCCACAUGAAUCAUCACCAGAUUUGUUAUCUAACUAACUUAGUUAAUGAGCAUAUAUAUAUGGUGUGAAUUGCUAUGUGGAGUGAUAUACAUGCUAUAUAUUAUUAUCUCUUCAUGUAAUUGUGUGCAAUUUUAGUGUCUUGUAAUAUAAAUAAUAAUCACAAACAUGUUCGAUCAACAUUUGAUUC